AUGGAGGUGGACAGCGACAGCGAGGAGACGGUGAUUGCCAACAAAGAUGGUUAUCGGAUCCGCUCGGAAAACUCUUCGCGCAAUGCGACACCACCUCGCGAGCGACGACGGCGACUGCUCCUAUCGACGGACAGCGCCUUUGCCGAGACUGUGCUCCCUUCCCUCGUCCAGAGCCCAUACCUCGAACUGCGUUUGAUCACCGACGAACCCUCCGCCCUGCUGGCAGGCACGAAUAAAAUCCCGCACUACAUGGACACGGUGGAUAGUACAACGUUCGAUAAGAAGACGGGGGCACGGAAGUGGCUCAAGGCAAAGACGGCCGAACUCUGCGAGUGGGCCGACAUGUUGCUGGUUGCGCCCAUUGAUGCGGGCGCUUUGGGAUCGAUGUUGGCGGGGUUGACCAACACUCUGACCUUGGCGCUGCUGCGCGGCUGGGUCUCUGUCAAACCCGCCAUUUUGAUCCCCGGGAUGACCGUGUCCGAGUGGGAUCAUGCAUUGACUACUCGGCAACUUGACGAGAUCAACCGGUUCUGGCCGUGCAUUCGCAUUGUACAGCCGGUGCUCUGGAAGUCUAACGGGCCCGAAGAUUUGACACCGCUGCCUUGGGACGGCCUGGAGGAUCUACACAAAUCACUCAAGACUGGUCUAGAUUUACCACACUGGGACGUAUCCUCGACUAAAGACCCUGCUGGAGACAGCGAUACGAAUGCAGCUGAAUCUUCAAAACGAACUCGUGCAUCUGAGAGAGCGUCUAGCAAUGCCACCGCCGAGGCGCUGCGGCAUCUUCAAAAGCACUGGCCCAACCCGGAAACGAAAGUUUGUUCGCUGCCUUUUGAAAUCUGGCUGAAUGUCUUUGAAGACCAGUUAGGGGACUGGGAAACUGCCAAAGCAGUGGGCCUUCCGACCAACAUUCCCGUUCCCCAGGAGUGGCAGAGCCAUCUACUCAAAAUGUCCACGCCAGCUUCUUUGGAAUAUACGAUCUUGCGCGGUUCAUUUGCCGCUAUUAAGAAGCGAAUUGAUGCUCUGCCUCGAUGGAAACCACUAUCAGAUCUUGCCUGUCACCUUAUUGUGAAAUUUUCCCGCACCGAUAUCCUCUCUUACCUCACUGAAAACCACCUCGAUCUCCUUUGGACAACCUCCCGCCUUACAAACAUUCCAUACCGUGCAUCUGCGAUCUACGGAAACCCUACAGUCUUGACCUGGUGGCGCGAUGCCCCCGCUCUCCCCAACAAAGAAUACAUGGCCGAUGCCAUGGACGGCGCUUCCCGUGCCGGUUUCCUCCAUGUGCUGGACUGGUGGCUACACUCCGGCCUCCUGCUCAGAUACAGUGAGCGCGCACUCGAGUCCGCCAGUGCCGAGGGCCGUGUCGCAGUCCUGGACUGGUGGAAAUCAGCGUCCGCCAAUGCACCCUUUCUCAAACCCCUUCCACUCAAAGUGGGUAAGUCUGUUCUGCUGGCAGCACAGUCUGGGCGCGCCUCGUCUCUAGCAUGGUGGGACGCCUCAGGUAUCCCAUACAGCCACGCCGAAAGCGUCGCCCGAAUUGCUAGCACACACGGCCACGUCCACGUCCUCGACUUCUGGUAUAAGCUUAAAGGCCCCAAGAUGAUCUUUGACAACCAAGUCCUCGUCGGCCCAACCAAGAAUGGCCACGACCACGUGCUACAGUGGUGGAAAGACUGCGGUCUGCGAGUCGAAUUCAAAACCUGCGAUAUCGAAGAAGCGCUCGAAGACGCCGUCUCCGGGGCCGACCGCCGCGUCCGUGGCUGGUGGGAACGCAACGGCCUGAACCUAGGCGUCGGCACCCGUGAGUGGAUGAAGACGAAGGUUCUUUGA
Penicillium atrosanguineum is the source of this 1833-nucleotide messenger RNA. RefSeq lists its product as uncharacterized. Gene Ontology annotation, cellular component: phosphopantothenoylcysteine decarboxylase complex. The transcript has a single exon. The record is from RefSeq and is a predicted model, not a curated record. Gene Ontology annotation, biological process: coenzyme A biosynthetic process. The coding region runs from base 1 to 1833 and encodes 610 amino acids. Gene Ontology annotation, molecular function: FMN binding; phosphopantothenoylcysteine decarboxylase activity. Lineage: Eukaryota; Fungi; Ascomycota; Eurotiomycetes; Eurotiales; Aspergillaceae.